AUGGAAGGAAGAGUUUUCUCUGCUCACAAGCAUACUUAUCUUCUUCUUCUCCUUCAUAUUUUCCUGCUUGCUCUGCUUCCAUUCAAGGCCAUUUCAUCACCAAAAACACAGGCAGAAGCUUUGCUAACUUGGAAGAAGAACACCUUUGCUUCUUCACCACCUUCUCUCACUUCAUGGUCCCUCACUAACCUCAACAAUCUUUGCAACUGGACUGCCAUUGUUUGUGACCAGAGCAGCAAAGAAGUUUCCCAAAUUGACCUCUCCAACUUCAACAUCGCUGCAACACUAGCCCAUUUCAACUUCACCCCCAUUUCUCAAUCUCACCCAAUUCAACCUCAAUGGCAACAAGUUCACAGGGCCUGUGCCAUCUGCCAUUGGCAAACUCUCCAAGCUCACAACUUUGGACUUGGGCACAACUUUUUCGAUCAAGAAAUACCUGUGGAGAUAGGCAAGUUAACAGAGCUCAAGUAUCUGAGUUUCUACUUCAGCGGUCUUAGUGGUACUAUUCCCUAUCAGCUCAGCAAUCUCCAAAAGGUACAGUUUUUGAUUCUUGGAGGAAACAACUUAGAAACUCCUCACUGGUCUAAAUUUUCAGGCAUGCCUUCUUUGACAUACCUUGAUUUUUCUCUAAACAGUCUUGAUUCAGAAUUCCCAGAAUUUAUAUCUAAAUGUUUGAACUUGACAUUCCUGGACUUGUCUUACAAUGCUUUCACUGGUGAAUUACCAGAAGUGGUAUUUACUAAUCUGAGCAAGCUUGAAUAUCUCAAUCUAACCAACAAUGACUUCGAAGGACCACUGCCAUCAAACUUUCCCAAGCUUAAACACCUUCAUUUAGCACAAAACAACUUCAGUGGUGCUAUUCCUGAAGCUAUUGGUUUGAUAUCUGGUCUUCAGCGUAUUGACUUGGCUUGGAAUUCCCUUGAAGGGCCAAUUCCAUCCUCCAUAGGCCAACUCAGGGAGCUUAAAUACCUUGAUCUUAGAGAGAAUUCCUUAAACUCUUUAAUCCCUUCUGAGCUUGGUCUUUGUACCAGCCUCACCUACUUGGACCUGACUUCUAAUCACCUUGAAGGGAAAUUCCGCCUUCUAUGGGCCAACUCAGAGAGCUUCAGUACCUUGAUCUUAGUCGCAAUUCCUUAG
Prunus armeniaca (apricot) is the source of this 1137-nucleotide messenger RNA. The record is from the annotation of a GenBank genome assembly. Lineage: Eukaryota; Viridiplantae; Streptophyta; Magnoliopsida; Rosales; Rosaceae.